AUGAUAUUUCUAUUGUGUCUUAUUACAUUCACAUUUUUAACAAUAAAAGUGAAUGCAACUUAUCCACAAAAUAAUGCUCGAACGACAACACUUAAACGACUUGGAUGUUUACCUGGUCAAUAUUACGUAAAUGGAAACUGUGAGUACUGCGAAGCUGGUACUUAUUCUCCAGGAUCAGACGAUUCUGUUUGCUAUAAUUGUCCCAAUUUACAAUAUUCGUUGGGAAGUGCAUCUCAAUGUAAACAAUGUGACUCUUCAUGUCUCUCAUGUAACCCAAAAAAUGGACUAUGUACAUCAUGUCAGCCAGGAAAAGGGUUUUAUGCAACAUCUAGUAAGUGUUCAUCGUGUCAGCCUG
Molecule: messenger RNA, 355 nt
Organism: Entamoeba invadens IP1
Lineage: Eukaryota; Evosea; Mastigamoebida; Endamoebidae
Exons: 1
Source: RefSeq, a predicted model, not a curated record